UCAUUUAUUUAUACUAGCGGUCCAAAGCGCGCACCCGGCGGCAGCAGAGACGAGAGGACAGAAGGCGGCAGGAAGACAAAUAAAGCCCAAUUAACCGAUUCUCCUGAAAGACCCGCACACGAAAUUCAGCCAGGAUGUCAGAGGAAAAGCCAAAGGAGGGAGUAAAGACUGAGAAUGAUCACAUCAACCUCAAGGUUGCAGGGCAAGAUGGGUCGGUGGUCCAGUUCAAAAUCAAAAGGCACACACCCCUCAGCAAACUAAUGAAGGCGUACUGCGAACGACAGGGCCUCGCAAUAAGGCAGAUCAGGUUCAGGUUUGAUGGCCAGCCGAUCAAUGAGACGGAUACACCUGCACAGCUGGAGAUGGAAGAUGAAGACACCAUAGACGUAUUCCAGCAGCAGACAGGCGGGCGCUGCUAAGCCCUCCCCACCUCAUUGACGGCCACCCCUCAGACCACGCCCCCAACCACCUUCACUGUCCCUCCCCUCCCCAUCGCUCCUCGCAGCCUAUUAUUAUUAUUAUUAUUAUUAUUAUUAUUAUUAUUAUUAUUAUUUCCUCAGUUUAAAGAUGUCUGUCAUGGUUUCUCGUCAGGUGUGUGUGUGUGGGGGGAGCUCCUCAGCUGUUUAUUUACCGCCUCAGCCAGGACUGAACUCUUGUGCGCGACAACAGUAUCUCUGCUGGUCAGUCAGGAUGACAUUUCCUUCCGGCGAUGCAGGCUGUGGUUGGACCAACAGCGCGUCACAGUUGUUCCUGGUCUGUCAGUGCUUCUCAUUCACUCUCCGGUGAAAGCUUAGCAUCCUCUAGUUUUGUCACUUUUUUUUUGUUUUGUUUUGGGUUUUUUUUUUUUCUUCAUCCAUCGGGGUCGAAUGCAAGGCUGUGCAAGAUUUUGUCCGGGGGGGGUCACAGUCGGAGGGCAUGAAAAUGGUUUGAAGUGGAAGCACUAUCUGAACUUAAUACACACCCGCCUUCCAUUUCACUUCGCUUUCUUGUGUUUUUUUUUUUCCUUGUCUGAAUGGUGACUCCUGCUCUUCUGUCAAACAGGUAUUUUAAUUCUCUCUGCAUUGUAGGUGCUUUUGCUAAAGAGUUCUGCAAUGUUUUUGUUUUGUAUGAUUUUUUUUUUUUUUUUUUUUUUUUUUCUUUCAAGAAUUAACACCCGGGGGGGCUUGUUGAUUUUUCUGUACAGAAGUAUCAGAGCGGAUAUUAGAUAAAUGUUGUGAGGCUUGGACCAACUCUCCAAAGACUGAACUUCUGUUGCAUAUUUGAUGUACUCUGAUCACUCUUAAAGCAAACUGCAAGGUCAUAACUGUCACAUGUUAAGGGAUUUCAUUAAUGUUAUUUGCUUCCUGUUUGACCUCUACUAAUGGAGGUUUUUUCCGGGUAUCCGGUACAGACUGUUGUUCACUCAUCCAGACAGAUCCCAAAAUUUAAUUAAUCCUUCAGUGGAGUUGGUUGGGCUCUGAUGAGAUAGUCUCUUGACAUGGAAUACAUAACUUUUAGUUUUCUUUCCUUAUUUUCUAAUGGGCCAGUGUUCAGCGCUUAUGGAAUUCUUGCAAGCAGUUAUGCUUUUGGGAUUUACAUUCUGGGUGGGAUGAAUAACCAGAAGGUUGUUCCUCAGUGCUGUUCCGGGGUCACUUGUCUCUGUGUUGUCCCUGCGUAUGUAGGCUGACAGGGACAACUGAUUCUAGAUUUGUUUUGAAGAGGAGCAGCUUCCAGUUUGAGCAAGGUUAUAUACAAUAAAAGUUAGUAUCACAUUUCCAAGACACUUUUCACUGCUAUGUCAACUGUCCAGCUGUUUCCUUGUGUGUUAAAGGCAGGAGUUGGAGGCCAUUUGUUCACAAACCUGACCGCUGUGUCGCCAACAACAUGGUGAUGAGUGUCUCCAGUCAUUUUACAGUUUCGGAGAAGGAUGCAUGCAGUUUGUUGCAUAUCGGGAGGGCAGUGAGGCCAACCAGUGGAGUUUGGGAGAUAAGUGUUCUGUACCCACAGGGCCCCGUUCUUUGUAUACAGAAACAGAGUUGGCUCCGUUUUGAUUGUCAGUGGCCUGACACGAGCUCGAGUAUUUCAUUUCAGUCAGGAUUAUCAUGUGUCUGUUGUCGAAGACAGUAGUCCUUGCACUCAGGACCUGUAAAAGUACAAGCUAAUUACGAGCAAGUUGGAUCGUGGCAACCCUUUUUAAGUUUACCUACUUUAAUUUAUUUUAGGUGAGGCUACAGCUUUCCUCACAGGUCAGUAUUGUCAAAACUGAACAGGUUUUGUGUUAAAGAGUCAUGCAUGCUAAAAAUAAAAUUGGAGCAAUUUGAAGAAAAAAUCUAAAUUUCUAAAAUCCGCUGUUCUUUAGACAUUUGCAAUAUAGUUUAAUUUAUUGCAUUAUGUGGUAUUUGAUGACAGAAUUUAUGCAAUGUGGGCUGCAGCUGUAAUUGGCCUUUUUUCUAGUCAUAGCCAUUAGUGAAUUGCUCAGCCAUUUUACAAAAGGACUGUAAUUUUUAAAAUGGUAUUUAAAUUGUAGUCGACAUCCUGUUUAGCUGUAUUUUUGUAUCAUUCUAUCUAAUAAACAAUGUCAACUUCAGUACUUUUUUUUUCAUUUGGAAAAAGCUUCACUUGACGGCUACCAGCUGUGUGAAAUACUGACUUCUGUCCUCUCUGACAUCUGCGAUUAUCUGAGGUGAAACCACUUCUCAUCCACCACCACAGUCACUAACAACAAGCAUCUGUUGAUAUUGUGUUGUACAGACAUCUUUGUUUGAUUACUCUUGGAGACACGCCUCCGCACAAGCCAUUCACAAGCAGCCAUCAUGAGUUCAUCUUUCGAGUUAGACAAAACAAGAGCACAGCCUUCCACUUGCAUUUUAGAAGUACGCUGGACAGAGCAACAUACGAGCUGAACUUUGUUAUGUAUGAAGAACGGGGCCUAGGUCUUGUCAUGUUAUUUGUUUCUCUACUGAUUUGUACAUUAUUUGUGGUCUUUUACUACUGUAUACAAUAAAUAUAGUUUGGUACUCAGA
Acanthopagrus latus (yellowfin seabream) is the source of this 3002-nucleotide messenger RNA. RefSeq names its product small ubiquitin-related modifier 3. Gene Ontology annotation, biological process: protein sumoylation. NCBI's taxonomy places the organism in Eukaryota, Metazoa, Chordata, Actinopteri, Spariformes, Sparidae. Gene Ontology annotation, molecular function: ubiquitin-like protein ligase binding; protein tag activity. The coding region runs from base 135 to 419 and encodes 94 amino acids. The record is from RefSeq and is a predicted model, not a curated record. Gene Ontology annotation, cellular component: nucleus. The transcript has 4 exons.